Talaromyces proteolyticus is the source of this 1841-nucleotide messenger RNA. Its product is annotated as putative histone deacetylase SIR2. The record is from RefSeq and is a predicted model, not a curated record. NCBI's taxonomy places the organism in Eukaryota, Fungi, Ascomycota, Eurotiomycetes, Eurotiales, Trichocomaceae. Gene Ontology annotation, molecular function: NAD+ binding. The coding region runs from base 78 to 1544 and encodes 488 amino acids. The transcript has 5 exons.
GUCGUUGAACCGCCAAUGUGAGCACCUAGCCCUAUGCUUCAGGCGCCAAAACGGUGCGCAUUGUUGGGUUUAUCAGAAUGGAUCUUGUGCAGCCUACAGACGUGAGUGAGCCGCUCAAGCAGCCGCUCGUAGAACUAGAUGUUGUUGAGAAUGGUUCCGCGGACCUUGAAGCAGAGGUGAAGAUUGCGGCACCAAGCGAUACGUUGAAGGAUCCGGCAUCUCCUCCUGGUAAGGAUGAUGAAAGCGACGUUUCGGGGGAUGAGUGGGAAACCGAUUCGCUGUAUGAAGAAGCAUUGCACUUUGUUCGCGACGAUCAACUCUCUUCGGUUCCGGAUGCGUGUACGCCACAGGAGGCUUCUACUUAUCGCAAGCGCUUGCAUGAAAUUGGAAAGGUCGCAUUUGUUGAAGAAACGAUCGGAAACAAUACGAUUACUGCCAAAAAGCUCCUGACGGCUUUUGGCAUCGUGCCUCCUUCGUUUCUCGAAGACGCGCCGGACGAUGCGUACCAUCCAUUGUUGGGCCUUGUCAUAUCUCGAGAGUUUGCCAAGCGCCAAAAAUUAGAAAACUAUAACACCAUCCAAGACGCAGUUGAGUUGCUGCAGAAGUCGAAAAACAUUAUUGUGAUUACUGGUGCAGGGAUAUCGACGAGCCUCGGUAUACCCGAUUUUCGUUCCAAGGACACCGGGUUGUACUCCCAGCUGGAACAUCUUGGUUUGAGCGACCCGCAAGAAGUCUUCGAUAUCCAGCUCUUCCAUGAAGAUCCUAGCAUUUUCUUCUCAGUUGCCAAAGAUAUCCUUCCCACUGAAAAGAAAUUCUCACCGACGCACGCUUUUAUCAAGCUUCUGCAAGACAAGGGCAAACUACUGACGAAUUACACUCAAAACAUCGACAACAUCGAGGCCAAUGCCGGGGUCAGCCAUGAUAAAAUUGUACAGUGUCAUGGCUCUUUUGCAAUGGCAACGUGCACAAAAUGUCGUUUUAAAGUGCCCGGUGACGCUAUUUUUGAGACUGUCAAGUCAGGCAAAAUUCCAGAGUGCAAACCCUGCAAAGAACAGAUUCUUCUUCGACCACAAGGGAUGAAGCGGAAACGCAGUUCAAAUGGCUCUCAUAUAAACCGAAAGAAAGACGCAGAUGACUCGGACGACGACGAUUAUGACAUUCCUACUCCAGGUGUGAUGAAGCCGGAUAUCACAUUUUUCGGUGAAGACCUCCCUGAUGAAUUUGGCCGUCGUUUGGUUCACGAAGACCGAGAACGUACCGACUUGGUCAUUGUGAUUGGGACCUCGAUGAAGGUGGCACCUGUGGCGGAUGUUCCUAGUAUUAUACCCAACGACAUCCCUCAGCUUUAUAUAUCCCGCACGCCUGUAUCACAUAUUGGCUUUGAUAUCGAUUUGCUAGGCGAUUGCGACGUAGUCGUCUCAGAGCUCUGCCGAAGAGCAGGAUGGGAGCUCAAACAUGAGAUGAUACCGGAAGAUCAGAAAGUUGAAAUUGAUCAAGAGGAGGGUUAUGAAUCACGAUACACCUUUAGAGUUGUCAAUACAUAGCGAGGCGUUCGAUAUCUGCUACUCACUUUUCUAUGAGUAAAUUUUUUUCCAAGGGAAUGGCGCAAAGGUAGGGUGAUUAUACGGCAAGCUGUUAACACUUGUUCGUGAAGGACUUAUGGGACAAAUAGUAAAGUACUAAGCAUAUAGCUAUUCGUGUGUGCCAAUUUUUUAAUCGUGUUGGGUUGUAGCGAAGGCCAUGUGGGAUGAAAGGUCGAAUGAUACCACGAUAGCAGAUGAUAAUUUCAGCAUUCAGUCCAAUUUUGUUCAAUAUUGACAAACAUAUGUAGCAUGUCGUGC